UCGAUACAAGAAAGAACCGAAACAAAAAGCGAGUGCCUCUCGAGAAAAAAGGUUUCGCAGCAAAAAUUGCAAACUGGUGAGUUUGAGUUGGGGGUAAAGAAAGCAGUAAUGCCAUGCAACAAUGAAACUAAGUCCAGAGCUGAUGCUGCUUCUGGACCAAAUUCAAACAUUCCUGAUCCUGAAUUCAACAAGUUUGGGCUUGACGAAGAUAUGCUGAAAAACAUUUUUAGAGCUAAUCAGACAUGGGCUUUUUUUGCUCCAGAAGAUGGCAUGCCAAGAUUCUAUGCUCUUGUCAAAAAAGUGUACACCUCUGGAUUUAAGCUGAAGAUCACCUGGCUGGAGCCAAAUCCAAAUGACCAAGGUGAGAUUGCUUGGUGCAACAAGGAGUUGCCAGUUGCUUGUGGUAAGUACACACUUGGUCACAGUGAAGAAAUUACAAAUCAUCUUAUGUUUUCUCAUCAGAUGCACUUCAGAAGAGGCAGGGGCAGAAACUUUUUUCUGGUAUAUCCUAGGAAGGGAGAAACCACAACUGGGAUAUUGGAUGGAGUUGUGAGCCUGAAAAGCAUGUACCUAACAAAUUUGAAUAUGUGGAAGUCCUGCAAGAUUUUAAACAAGAUGUUGGCAUUGAAGUUGCUUAUUUAGGCAAAGCAAAAGGAUUUGUCAGUCUGUUUAAGCAAACCGAGAUGCGCAGGGUUGUGUCGUUUCAAGUGCCGCCUAACGAGCUAUAAAGAUUUUCUAAUCAAAUUCCCUCUGUCAAGCUGACUGGUGAUGAAAGAGAUGGUGUCCCAAAAGGGUCCUUUGAGUUUGAUACUGCUGCUUUGCCCCAUGAAUGCUGAAACUGUAUGUUUUUCUUUUUGUU
Prunus mume (Japanese apricot) is the source of this 859-nucleotide messenger RNA. The record is from RefSeq and is a predicted model, not a curated record. NCBI's taxonomy places the organism in Eukaryota, Viridiplantae, Streptophyta, Magnoliopsida, Rosales, Rosaceae.